This is a messenger RNA of Verticillium alfalfae VaMs.102, 981 nucleotides long. RefSeq names its product methylenetetrahydrofolate dehydrogenase. Lineage: Eukaryota; Fungi; Ascomycota; Sordariomycetes; Glomerellales; Plectosphaerellaceae. Bases 1 to 981 code for a protein of 326 amino acids. The transcript is spliced from 4 exons. Gene Ontology annotation, biological process: purine nucleobase biosynthetic process. Gene Ontology annotation, molecular function: methylenetetrahydrofolate dehydrogenase (NAD+) activity; methylenetetrahydrofolate dehydrogenase (NADP+) activity. The record is from RefSeq and is a predicted model, not a curated record. Gene Ontology annotation, cellular component: cytosol.
AUGGCGUCCAACGAGGUUCCCAAGACCUGCAAGGUCAUCCUGGCCGACACCAUCGCGAAGAAGCUGCUGGCGGAGGUUCACGAUACGCUCCAGAAGAUCCAGGGUGCUGUCGAUCGCAAGCCCAGCCUUGUGGCUUUCCUCGCCAACGAUGAUCCCGCCGCUCUCAAGUACGCCGAGUGGUCCCAGAAGACGUGCCAGGAAAACGGCUUCGACUUCGACCUCCGCAAGGUCGACAACCAGGAGCUCGAGGAGAAGAUCAUGGAGGCCAACGACGACGACAAGGUCGACGGCAUGAUUGUCUACUACCCCAUCUUCCCUGGCAACCCGAUUCACGACAAGUACAUACAGGAGACCGUGUCGCUGGCCAAGGACGUCGAGGGCCUCUGCCACAAGCACCUCUACAACAUGUACCAUAAUGUCCGCUUCCUUGACCCGGAGCACCAGCUGAAGAAAUCGAUCCUGCCCUGCACGCCGCUGGCCGUCGUCAAGAUCCUCGAGCACCUGCAGAUCUACAACCCCAUCCUCGCGUCGGGCAACCGCCUCUACGGCAAGACCAUCACCGUCAUCAACCGCUCCGAGGUCAACGGCCGGCCCCUGGCCGCGCUCCUCGCCAACGACGGUGCCCAGGUCUAUUCGGUCGACAUUACCGGCGUGCAGCUCUUCACGCGCGGCCAGGGCAUCAAGCAGCCGCGCCACCAGGCCGAGGAGAAGAAGGGCUGGGGCCUCGAGCAGUGCCUGCCCCUCAGCGACGUCAUCAUUGGCGGCGUGCCGUCGGAGAACUACAAGGUCCCCAUCGACCUCAUCCCGCGAGGGCGCCGUGAGAAGGCGUCCAUCUAUGUGCCCUCCGUGGGCAAGGUGACUAUUGCGGUCCUGUUGAGAAAUCUGGUGCGCCUGAUUGCGAACCGCCCGACGACCAAGGACAACGGUACGGAAGAUGCGAGCACGGCGCAGGCCAGGAGCGAGGCGUUCACGGAGGGUUAA